CAUUCCACCGAAUAGCCAAUUUUUUCAAUAUGCAUUGUGGGCAGGACUGGCACAUGAUAUCCCCCGACAAUAAAUCUUUUUUACGGAAGAGUAAUAAUUGCACAUAUGGGAAUAAACUAGCAAGGAUGGACUUCAACGCGCAGAACUUUCAGUCACCGGUCACGAUCAGCCUAGCAGGCCUUCUAGCAACCCUGAUAAGCUUGCUGGCAUAUAUGUCAUAUAGCCCUCCAAUUGACAAGAGAUCGCCAGCAUUUACAUCUGAUACGGUUCCGUUUAUUGGGUCAUGGAGAUUUUUCACUCAAAAACUUCCGUUUUGGAGGAAUUCCAUGGCACUUUCAAAGACCGGAAACUUCAGCUUUUGGCUGGGCAAAAAUCACGUCGUUGGGGUUUCCGGCGAGGCGUCUCGCAAGAUGUAUCUGGAAAGCCGCAGCUUACAUCUUAUCAAGGGAAUCACGCUCAUAGGACAUGGCCCAGACUUUAUUGAUGGGCGAUCGACAGUAAUUCACAAUAUCUGGAAAUCUGCAUAUACUAAUGACCGCACCUAUGCCACAAGACGCUUGCUUGACCUACAAAAGUCGGAACAUCUCGUUAAGCGUCUUCCUCGCGUCACCAGAGACGCUCGUCUCGCCUUCGAGGAAAUGCCUAAUAAUGCAACUGGGGUCAUGAACCCAACCAAGGUUUGCUAUCGUCUUGUUGUGAUGCAGGGAUCGCGUCUAAUAUGCAGCAAUGAGAUCGCGGAUGAUCCUCAACAACUGAAUCGCCUUGUAAGAUACGUGUCGACUCUACAGUCUACCAGCAGCCUCCACCUCCUUGCCUUCCCAUGGCUGUCAUAUUUUAGUGUAUCUUACUGGAAACGUCGUUGGGGGCGUAAUGGCAUCACCCAAAUUGUUAAACCUAUUGUCAACAGGCGUAUGAGGAAGGGUGCUCCUCGCUUUGAUGACUCUCUGCAGUUUCUUAUCGAGAGCGGUGAUAGCAAGGACUACAUUACCAACUUCUUAAUUAGCAUGUUAUUCAUUGUGGCGGCUAACGCUGGCGUUCUCUCCGGUGCUAUGCUAAACAUUGUGGCUCAUCAUCCCAAGUGGCAGGAAAAGAUAUACGACGAGAUCAAGGCUGCUGCUGCGAUACAUUCCAAAAACAGCAAUGCGCCCUUGGUCGACCAACUCGACUCAAUUCCGCUCGGGGCUUGGGAGACAUCAUUUCCGUCAAUUGAUCUCUGCUAUAAAGAGGCCAUUCGGAUGUGGGUUGCAUUCCCCAUGGGUCGAUUCAACGAUACGCACAGCCCAAUCCCAAUUCCUGGAACAAAUGAAGUUAUUCCACCCGGGAGUUUUGCGUGUUACAAUACCCUCGAUGUGCAUUACAAUGAGAAGCUAUAUCCAGACCCUAUGAAGUGGGACCCAGAGCGCUUCCUCGAGAGACGCGAAGAGUACAAGAAAGAGGCCUACGGCUACAUGGGCUGGGGCGCUGGUCGUCACCCCUGCACCGGUAUGCGCUGGGCGAAACUGCAACAGAACAUCAUCUUAGCCUAUGCCCUAGCCUUAUACAAAUGGAGUGGCUGUGACGAGCACGGUGACCCCAACCCACACUUUGCCCAGCCAACAACUGCCUUGAACGAGCUCGCUCCUAGGUUACCCCAGGGUCUCUGGUGCAAGUAUGUUCCUAGGGAGAAUGUGUGAAGGUUUACUAGAGAAUGAUGCUUUAUAUUAGGAGAUUGUAGAAAUAUAGGACAUCCAUAGUGUCUGUGAUGCUGUGUAGAGAGUCCAGCACUCGAGAAUGAUACAGAACUAGCCUGCAUUAAGAC
Messenger RNA from Talaromyces stipitatus ATCC 10500, 1798 nucleotides. Its product is annotated as cytochrome P450, putative. Gene Ontology annotation, biological process: sterol metabolic process. Lineage: Eukaryota; Fungi; Ascomycota; Eurotiomycetes; Eurotiales; Trichocomaceae. The record is from RefSeq and is a predicted model, not a curated record. The transcript is spliced from 4 exons. The coding region runs from base 30 to 1673 and encodes 547 amino acids. Gene Ontology annotation, molecular function: oxidoreductase activity, acting on paired donors, with incorporation or reduction of molecular oxygen; heme binding; iron ion binding.